Poecilia latipinna (sailfin molly) is the source of this 2533-nucleotide messenger RNA. It is a transcript of the gene zbtb7b, whose product is annotated as zinc finger and BTB domain containing 7B. Gene Ontology annotation, biological process: regulation of transcription by RNA polymerase II; positive regulation of gene expression. Gene Ontology annotation, molecular function: RNA polymerase II cis-regulatory region sequence-specific DNA binding; DNA-binding transcription factor activity, RNA polymerase II-specific; protein binding. NCBI's taxonomy places the organism in Eukaryota, Metazoa, Chordata, Actinopteri, Cyprinodontiformes, Poeciliidae. Bases 761 to 2422 code for a protein of 553 amino acids. The transcript has 4 exons. The record is from RefSeq and is a predicted model, not a curated record.
CUAUCCAUGGUCACCGCCAGAUGGUUUCUGGGUCGGGAAACAGCUGAGUCAUGAGUUUAUUAAUUCUGUUUCGACUGAAAAUGCUUUUGCAUCUGACAGGUAAGCUGGUGGCAGAUAUCCCUCAAUCCGCUUUCACUGCCCACCUCUGCGCGGAUAUGCCCAGAGUAGGAGGAGGAGGAGCCCACCUCUCUCCGACAGGCACCGCUUCGGUCCUAUCGGACCUCGGCCGGACCCCUCCCCGUGUGCCCUGCCCACCCCGGCGGUCUCCUCUCCCAGCCCUGCCAGAGCCAAUCCGGCGACCGGGUGUAAUAAGUAGGACAAGCCGCUUCCUGGUUCUCAGAAAGGAGGAGCUGGGAGACGGAGUGGGCGAGCGGAGGCAGAGCACCGUGGGGGGGUCAGAGCGCCAGAGAGCCGGCGGUCCGCAGAGACAGCAGGACAGGAGGCAAGAGAGAGGACAUUUGGGGAGGAAUAAAGCCCCUACCGUGCGCUGAAGCGAGGACGGAGUCUACAUUUAAGAAGACAAGCGCUGGGAGGAUUUAAAAAAGGGGAAUUUAAAGCUCUAAGAAGUCGUCAGGGUGGGACGGAAUAAUCCAGGAAGUGUCGGUCAGGUGGGAGGCGACGAGUUGGGGACAGGUGACACACCGGCACUCAGGUUUGUGAUCUCUGGCCUCUCGGUGAAGGACAAAGGAGGAAGGGACAGCAGUGUGAGAGACUGACAGCAGGCAGCAUCGUCUCCUGGGUUUAUGGACUGGAGGUGGCGAUGUCUCCAGGAGAGGACGGCCUGAUUGGGAUCCCCUUCCCGGAGCACAGCAACGAGCUCUUGUCUCACCUCAAUGACCAGCGCAGGACAGGACUCCUAUGUGACCUCACCCUUACCUCGCACGGGGCUCGCUACCCGACGCAUCGCUCUGUCAUGGCAGCCGUCAGCCUCUACUUCCGCCGGCUGUUUGGAGCGGAGGAAGGCGGCGGCGAGGGCGGCGGUGGGUUCAGCGUUUGCCAGCUGGACUGCGUGGCUCCUGACGCCUUGGACGCCCUGCUGGAGUUCGCCUACACUGCCACGCUUACCAUCCCCAGCUCCGGGAUGAGAGACGUGCUGCGAGGUGCUCAACUUCUGGGCAUCCAGUGCGUGGCCGACGCCUGCAGAGACAUUCUCGGAGAGACGGCGGAGGCUGAGGGGCAGGAAGUCUCCGCGGGGGAGCAGAGACCUCCGCAGGCGACUAGUGAGAGGACGGUAGAGAUAGCAAAUGUUGUAGAGAAAAUAUCCAGAAGAAAAACGGACAGAAAGAAGGUGAAAAAAGUUGGCCUACCUCACAACUUCUCACCUUUGAACCCGCUGCCCGCCUCUCCCGCCUCCCACCCUUCACCAGCAUCUGACAGCUUUCGCUCCCUGCCACCCACCCAGCCUCCCAGCCCCGAACCAGAGGAGCUUCACCCCAAACGUGGGCAAAACGGGGAUCCGAGAGCCAUCCGAGAACCUGGGAGAGGGGCCACACUAAAUGGAGAGUUCCCCCACUGGGCACAAGAGCGAUCUCUCAUAGCCCACCCGCCUCCGACCCAGAACGACAAGCUGUCUGAGGACGACGACAUGGAGGGCUUGGGCGACGACAUGAUGAGAUCCAGCUCCUUCCCCAGCUCCGUAGCAGACCGAGGUGCCGCCACGUCAGUAGCAGGAGGCGGGAGGAAGAGGAAAUCUCAAACCCCCCAGCAGUGUCCAGUCUGUCAGAAGAUUAUUCACGGAGCCGGGAAGCUGCCACGCCACAUGAGGACGCACACCGGGGAGAAACCCUUCCAGUGCUCCGCCUGUGGAGUCCGCUUCACACGCAAUGACAAGUUGAAGAUCCACAUGAGGAAACACACCGGCGAGCGCCCUUACACCUGUUCCCACUGCCCGGCGCGGUUUCUCCACUCAUACGACCUCAAAAACCACCUGUCGCUCCACAGCGGGGCGCGGCCCUUCGAGUGCCCGCUCUGCCACAAGGCCUUCGCCCGAGAGGACCACCUUCAGCGCCACCGCAAGGGUCACAGCUGCCUGGAGCUGCGCACUCGUCGGCCCAGGCGGGGCCCGGAGCUGGGAGAGGACGGCGGUGAGAAAGAAGGCAGCCCUCUGUCUCUACAGGCGCACCCCUCCAUGUUUCACCCCCGCUCUGUUCUGGAAGGCGGAGGCGGGAGCGGCUCCAUCGGCGGACCUUCGCUGAUAUUCCCAAGCGGCAUCGACAGGGAAAGGUCGCUGGCCCUCCAGGCUCUGGCUCAACUCGCCCCGCAGAGGCUGGCCAGCUACCCCGAGCUUUUUCUGCGAGGUCUCGAAAUGCAAGGCGGAAGAGAUUUGGAGAGGGAAGAUCCUGGAGGAACUCGCUCUCCGGCGCUGCAGCAUGACAGAUGGGCUGAUGAAGUGGAAGACGAAGAAAUAGAAGAAGGGGAAUAGUAGAAAAAAAAACUUUAUGUGGUAAAUAUCCACAGUAAAAAAAUAAAUAUAAUUAUCUCAGGUGGCUGGACUAAUGACCUGCUGCUCCAUACAGGGAGCACUUAAAACUUA